AUGACCCAAACCACCAGUACGAGUGAAUUUGGGUACAUCAUGACCCAGACCACCAGUACUAGUGAAGGUGGGUACAUCAUGACCCAGACCACCAGUACUAGUGAAGGUGGGUACAUCAUGACCCAGACCACCAGUACUAGUGAAGGUGGGUACAUCAUGACCCAGACCACCAGUACUAGUGAAGGUGGGUACAUCAUGACCCAGACCGCCAGUACUAGUGAAGGCAGUCACGACCUGUAUGAUUUAUACAACGACCACAACAUCGACCUAAGCAACGACCACAACAUCGACCUAAGCAACUAUCUCAACAUCGAUCUAAGCAAUGACCACAACAUCGACCUUAGCAACGACCACAACAUCGACCAAAACAACGACCACAACAUCGACCUAAAUAAUGAUCACAACAUUGACCUAAAUAUCGACCACAACUUCGAUCUAAGCAACGAUCACAACAUCGACCUAAACAAUGACCACAACAUCGACCUUAGUAACGACCACAACAUCGACCAAAACCACGACCACAACAUCGACCAAAACAACGACUACAACAUCGACCUAAAUAACGAACACAACAUCGACCUAAAUAACAACUACAACUUCGACCUAAAGAACGACCAUAACUUCGACCUAAAUAACAAACACAACUUCGACCUUAACAACGACCACAACAUGGACUUUUAA
Homarus americanus (American lobster) is the source of this 681-nucleotide messenger RNA. RefSeq names its product GATA zinc finger domain-containing protein 14-like. The record is from RefSeq and is a predicted model, not a curated record. The coding region runs from base 1 to 681 and encodes 226 amino acids. NCBI's taxonomy places the organism in Eukaryota, Metazoa, Arthropoda, Malacostraca, Decapoda, Nephropidae. The transcript has 2 exons.